AUGGCAGGAUACUAUGCUUCUGACCCGAAAUGCUCUCAAUAUGGAAAACCUCGGCUUUUUGCUAUUGCCGAGGAAGAUAAUGAUAGAUUGGAUAAUGAGUCUACCACAACACCUGAACUGGAAGAGCCUACAGUGCCCGAUGAACAAAGUUCAGAAGGAGAUUAUAUCCUUGAACCAUUUGAAGACUAUGGUGGAUAUAUUAAUGAUGAAUCCUAUGAUGAUUGGAUGGGAAAUAUAGAGCAGAGAGAUGGUACUCAGAGGCCAAUAAAUGGUCCCUAUAACCUGCUUGAGAACUGUAGUCCCCCAAUAGUAAUUGAGGAUGGGGUGAAUGUACUUGAUUUUCCUUCGUUUAAGGCUAAUCAAUACCAAACUGAUGACAGAAUCUGCAUCAUCAAUCUGACCGAGUCUGCUGAGACAUUAAAUGUUGACAUACAACUUUGUAGGUCAAGUAGACCUAUUACAUGCCUGGAUCGGAGUGGUGUUUCUCAAAGAAGACCAUUAGUAGCAUUGGUAGAAAUUGCAGGCCAAACAGCUCUUACCUUAUUUGACUCCAGUUGCACCCUUGAAUGUCUGAGUCCUGGGGUCAUGAGAUUAGCCAACGUAAAGAUACACCAACUUGCGGAACAGCACUUGCUACAACUUGGAACAGUUGGCAGUCGCCCAAAAUUCAACUAUGGUACUAUAGUAAAUACGGAGUAUUUGACAAUACAAGAUAAAACUUACUUUGAUAUCAUUAAUAUUGAUCAACAUGAUGCCAUAGUUGGGACAUAUUUCAUGCAAAAACAUGGCAUUCAACUCGACUUUAAGAAUGAUCAAAUUCUAGUUAACGGAACGGUUGCCACCUGCCUUUCAGUAGGGGAGGAUGCAGCCAAAUUAAAACGAUGA
Molecule: messenger RNA, 885 nt
Organism: Marasmius oreades (fairy-ring Marasmius)
Lineage: Eukaryota; Fungi; Basidiomycota; Agaricomycetes; Agaricales; Marasmiaceae
Exons: 1
Coding region: 1-885 (294 amino acids)
Source: RefSeq, a predicted model, not a curated record